CACAAAAAAUAAAUUCUAAUUGUCAAAAUAAAAAAAAAAUGCAAAAGUUUCAUACAAUUUUUCUAUGUGUACUUAUGAAAGAAUAAAAACACUUCUAUAAACACAUAAAUUAAACUUCAAAACCAGCACCAGUUUCAAGUCGGCUGCAUUAGUUAAACGUACUUCUUGGUAUCAGUGUGGAUUGCGGAAAAUUUAAAAAUAUAUAAAAAAAAUAUUUGUAUAGUGUUAUAGAGAAUACGACAAUAAAGAUGGUACUGAUUUUGAAAAUAAUUUGGCGUGUUAUGGUGGAUCAUUUCAGUAGUAUCGGCAAAGAUCCACGCACAAGUCAUCUGCCUUUGACAAAAAGCUAUUCACAGCUUUUAUUUAUCAUUGGAGUAUAUGUAUUGGUCGUGUUAAAAAUUGGUCCAAUGUUUAUGAGAAAACGUAAGCCGUAUAAUAUUAAAUCGAUUAUACAAGUUUACAAUAUUUUCCAGAUUUUAAUGAAUUUAUAUAUUUAUUAUGGUUUGACGAAACAUUUUGUAUUCAGUCCAAACUACAGUUGGACAUGUAUGAAGUAUGAUCAAACGGAUACAAGCCCUGAUGUUUUGGGUGUAGGCAAAUUUGUGUAUUUAUAUUAUAUAAAUAAAAUAUUGGACUUCUUAGAUACUAUAUUUUUCCUUUUACGAAAAAAGUUUAAUCAGAUAUCGUUUUUGCAUGUAUAUCAUCAUGCCAUUAUGGUAUGGGGUGGUUUUAUUUAUAUUAAUAGAUUUGUGGGGUCACAAUUUACAGUUGUCGGUCAUGUGAACAGUUUAGUACAUGUCCUUAUGUACACGUAUUACUUCCUAUCGGCACUUGAUAUAAAACUGAAUAUGGAUUCGUGGAAACCUUAUAUGACUAAAAUACAAAUUAUACAAUUUUUUUAUUUUGCCAUCAAAUUUUUCGUAACCAUUGUCAGGAACGGUCAAUGCGGCUUGCCCUAUGAAUGGCUGGCGACGCUGUUCAUUCAGAAUCUAUUCAUGACGGCUAUGUUCUCGCAUUUCUAUUGGAAAAACUACAUUUUAAAAGAGAGACAAAGGAAGCUGAAAAAUUAUAAACGUCUUAGUUCUUAUCCAUUUCUUGGGAAACCAUGGCCCGCGCUUGCAGUUAUUGCAGUCUAUCUUUUUACCGUGUUAAAAUGGGGUCCUAAAUUUAUGGCCAAUCGUAAUCCGUACAAAGUUGAUGGUCUAAUGAAAUUUUAUAAUGUUGUACAAAUUGCGUUAAAUGGUUUCAUAUUCUAUGAGGCUUUGAAAUAUUCCUUCUUAAGGGAUGACUUUGUAAUGAGUUGUGAGAAGCAUGAUCCCACUGACACACGUCCAUUGACAAUGAAAUUAGCUAGACCGGCCCUACUAUAUUACUUCUCAAAAUAUUUGGAUUUGUUUGACACGUUCUUCUUUAUAGUGCGUAAAAAAAACAAUCAAAUAACCUUUCUUCAUGUGUAUCAUCACUCUUUAAUGAUUAUGGCCGUUUACAUUUAUUGCACAUUUUUGUUCUCAUCUCAUUUUACCGCAACUGGAGUCCUUAAUAGUUUCAUCCAUGUUUGCAUGUACACAUAUUACCUUCUGGCAGCUUCAAAAUCUAAUAUCAAUUUGGAGCCAUGGAAACGUACGUUGACUAUUAUGCAACUUCUACAAUUUACAAUGUUGGCAGUGCACUUUGGUUUGCCACUACUUAAUAAUUGGUGUAAACUACCAUUUUUCUGGUUGAUGACUGCCUUUUUGCAAAAUGCUUUCAUGAUUGUGCUUUUUUCAAAUUUCUAUUAUAAAACAUAUAUUUUAAAAGACUUAAGAAAGGAAAAAAACAAAGAUCUUUAA
Molecule: messenger RNA, 1829 nt
Organism: Lucilia sericata (common green bottle fly)
Lineage: Eukaryota; Metazoa; Arthropoda; Insecta; Diptera; Calliphoridae
Exons: 9
Coding region: 249-1829 (526 amino acids)
Biological process (GO): very long-chain fatty acid biosynthetic process; fatty acid elongation, polyunsaturated fatty acid; fatty acid elongation, monounsaturated fatty acid
Cellular component (GO): endoplasmic reticulum membrane
Molecular function (GO): fatty acid elongase activity
Source: RefSeq, a predicted model, not a curated record